Molecule: messenger RNA, 552 nt
Organism: Baudoinia panamericana UAMH 10762
Lineage: Eukaryota; Fungi; Ascomycota; Dothideomycetes; Mycosphaerellales; Teratosphaeriaceae
Exons: 2
Coding region: 99-305 (68 amino acids)
Source: RefSeq, a predicted model, not a curated record
UCGUGGUCGAGGCACUCGGUCACUCUGCGCAGCGGAAAUGUCGCUUCAUUACAGAGCUUCAAGAAGUGCAGGUAUCUGCGAUGAGACAUCGCAAGUGAAUGUCCGGUAUUGGAUACCUCUCGACCUUGGCGAAGAAGUGCGGUCUUUGUGAUCGACUUUACAAAGCUGACGUUGAGUCGCUUCCGACAUUACAAACACUUCGCGUAGCCAGGAUAGCGUGUUUGCCCAGAGACUUGUCGCAAGACUUCUCUCCUCUCCGCAACCCAAGACGUCUUGAGAUAGAAGUCCGGUGUUGCGUUCCUUAGCGAGUACGACGGCGCAUUACGACUUUCGAGUUGUCCAUGCUACUCUACUAUGCUACAGGGACCUACAAAUCGCCGUGUCAACCUCGCAACACUACCUUCGCAGCCUGGGCCUCCUCCAAGCCUUUGUUAUGCAUGUGUCCGACCCUUGCCACGUCCGGGCUGCGCUUUGCUGGCCUUACUCAGUAUACUACUAUCCAUGGGAGCUCCACUCAGCCUUGCGUUAUGGCUCCCUCGCCAGGCCAGGCUG